Messenger RNA from Orbicella faveolata, 3093 nucleotides. RefSeq lists its product as uncharacterized. The record is from RefSeq and is a predicted model, not a curated record. Gene Ontology annotation, biological process: cell communication. Gene Ontology annotation, molecular function: scavenger receptor activity. Gene Ontology annotation, cellular component: membrane. Lineage: Eukaryota; Metazoa; Cnidaria; Anthozoa; Scleractinia; Merulinidae.
ACUAGCUUUUCUGGCUUUUGUUGAGUGUGUCCGGCUAUUGAGGUUCAGUUGGAUUGUUGCAAACUGGUGCAGAGACUCCUAGCCAAGCGCGAUCCUGAACAAAAAGGCAUAACAAUGCUGUGGUCGUUUUUCACCGCAACUGUAAUCUUUCUGAACUUGGUGGUAUCCUGUGAAGGACGUGGCCAUGUGGUAGUGAAAAUAAGAAGCUACAAGAAUCCGACCCAUCGCGGGCUCGAUAAUGAAUGUUGCGACAGAAAAAUCUUCGGUUGCUCUGCAUGUGAUGCAUACUUUAAAUUGUGCGUGACCCUUUCAGCAUCCAGCCUUGCUCACAACUGCAACCUCGGAAGACUCGACACUGGCGUGGUAGGCCGCGGGGAUGAUCAUAGCUUUGACGAAAAUCGCUAUAAGAAGAGCUUUGCCUUCAGUUCCUUCCUGGGAAGAGUUAAUUUGAAUCUGGAAGUUUGGGAUAAGGACAUAUUUACUGCUGAUGACUUAGUGGACAACAUUAAAAAAUCCUUUCAACCAAGGGUAACUUCUGGCAGCUUCAACAAGCAACUUGUGACGCUUUCUGGCAGUCGCGCCACCGUAACACUUCAGCUGGAAUUACAUUGCGCCAAGAACUACUACGGACCAAGUUGCAGCUUGGAGUGCAUCCCGCGGGAUGACUCAAGCGGACACUACACGUGUGACAACCAGGGAAGGAAGAUUUGCAGGCAACAUUGGUAUGGAGGUAGCUGCACUCGGUGGUGUAUCCCGCGAAAUGAUCCAUUUAACGGUCACUUCAACUGCGACAAACAGGGAAACAAGAUAUGCCUACCCCGUUAUGAAGGGCUUAAUUGUAAGAGAUGCGUGAAAAACUGGUUCGGUCCCCGCUGCUCUACGUACUGUGUGUCUCAAGAUAGUCAUGAGCAAGGACAUUACAAAUGUGGACGAUACGAUGGUUCGAAGGACUGUCUACCGUGGUGGUUUGGUAACGAGUGUAAAGCGCACUGCAUUCCUCACGACGAUGACGACAACGGACAUUACAGCUGUGCGCCUGACGGAAGUAAGACGUGUCUUGAUGGAUGGUUUGGCGGGAAUUGCACGGUGUUCUGUGUUCCCCGAGAUGACGAAGGAGGGCAUUACACUUGCGACAAGGAGGGUAACAAAGUGUGCUUAGAUGGAUAUCGUCCCCCGGAGUGUAUAAACUGCUUUCUGGGUCGAUACGGCGCCAACUGUUCCUUGACGUGUUUGGGGAACGAUACGUCCACAUUCCAACAAGGCUACUUUUACUGUACCGAAGAUGGAGCGAAGAACUGCAAUCGGUGGUGGUAUGGGCCCGCGUGUUCGCAGUACUGCGUGCCUCAUGAUGACAGCAUGAACGGGCAUUACACGUGUGAUGAACGUGACGGAAGUAAAGUCUGCAGGCCUGGCUGGGAAGGGCCAAGCUGUCUUGAUGGAAAACAGAACAAUCUAGCGAUAUCUCCCCAGAUCUGCAAGGGUUCAAUUCAGAAAUCACAGCGCCGCUCUUCGAUAUUGCUACACGACUGGAAACAACACCAGCUUACUUUAAGGCAGAAAAUGCUUGAGAAAAUGCUCUUGACGUUCGUCAGUGUUGCUGUUGUCAUAUUGGCCUUGAUGUUACCCUGUGAGGGCACUGGACAUGCAGUCGUGACUCUGAGAAAAUACAAGAAUCCGUCGCAUCGCAUGAGCAAUGGUAAAUGCUGUGAUCACUUGAUGUUCAACUUUGGCCGGUGCUAUCCGUGUGAUGCUUAUUUUAAACUGUGCGUGAGCCAGUCUGUUUCCGGAUCAUCUGCGUACAGCUGCAACAUUGGACGAAGUGAGACAGGCGUGGUGGGAGACAGGGACAACCAUACGCCGAACAUCAGGAGGGUGUUUCCUUUCAGCACUUUUCAAGGCGCCAUUACGAUAAGAGUGGAAGUCUGGGACAAGGACAAAUACACGAAUGACGAUUUCGUGGGAAAUCCGUCCAUUACUCUCCGGUCUGUCACCCCAGGAACAUUUCGCAACCCGUUACGUAAAAGUCUGACCCUGAGGGACAGAGGCGUUAGCUUGGCGCUUGAUUUGGAGCUGUCUUGCGACGAGAACUACUACGGGCCCAGCUGCCGUGUGGAGUGUGUCCCGCGGGAUGACUCGAGCGGACACUACACGUGCGAUAAUCAGGGAAGGAAGGUUUGCAGGCCGCAUUGGUUUGGAAAGAGCUGUACUCGUUCGUGUGUCCCGCGGGACGACCCGGAUAAUGGUCACUUUAACUGUGACAAAGUAGGCUACAAGAUAUGCCUGCCCCGUUGGGACGGGCCAUCUUGUAAGACAUGCGCGAAGAACUGGUUUGGUCCCCGCUGCUCUACGUACUGUGUGCCUCAGGAUAGCCAUGAACAAGGACAUUACAAAUGCAAACAGUCCGAUGGUUCGAAAGAGUGCUUACCGACGUGGUUUGGUAUCGAAUGCCGCACGAAAUGCAUUCCUCGCGAUGACGACAGCGGACAUUUUGGCUGUGCGCCCGACGGAAGUAGAACGUGCCUUGAAGGAUGGUACGGCAAGAACUGCACGGUGUUCUGUGUUCCUCAAAACGACCUCCAGCUGGGAAAUUACACCUGUGACAACGAAGGCAACAUGGUCUGCUUGGACGGCGUUCGUCGAUUCGACGCCAACUGUUCUCUGACGUGUUUAGCCGACGAGAAGCCAACCAUGGAACAAAAGAGCUAUGACUGCACUGACGAAGGAGUAAAACAGUGCUAUCCGUCUUGGUAUGGACCCGACUGUGGCGUGUACUGCGUGCCUCACAACGAUACCAAACACGGUCAUUACACGUGCGAUGAACGUGACGGAAGUAAAGUGUGCUUGAAAGGCUGGGAAGGGCGAAACUGUCGAUUUCGCUCCCAAGACUCGUUGUUUACGAUUGAGUGAUAGGUUCCACUCAUUUCUUAGUUUUAUUGUCGUUGUGAAGUUGUGAAGUAUUCUCAAUAAGCUCAUCUGAUGAACAGUAACUCGUAGGAGGAACAUAAGUGUAUCAUGUGUAUCAUUACAAAGAAGUGCAAGAAAAUCGGUAGUAAAAGAAUAGUUGUAACUGGUGGUAGCUUCCGGUGUCCUUUG